UCUCGAGAUUGAAAAAUGGCGUCUCUGGUUCGAUCAGCUACUCUCAGAGCAUUGAAACCACUCUGCAAUGUCACCCUAAACGACGCCGUCCUCCGCCGGUCCCAAACCCUCAGCGUGCGGGCUUUCUCCACGACCUUAUCGCCGCCGUCUAAGGCGGUGGUAUACGAGCAACACGGUCCUCCCGACAGGGUCACCAGAGUCAUAGAAUUACCGCCGGUUGAAGUGAAGGAGAACGAUGUGUGUGUGAAAAUGUUGGCUGCUCCUAUCAACCCUUCUGAUAUUAAUCGAAUUGAAGGGGUGUACCCUGUGAGGCCACAAGUUCCAGCGGUUGGAGGAUAUGAAGGCGUAGGAGAGGUACAAUCAAUCGGGUCUGCGGUUAAAGGUCUCUCGCCUGGCGAUUUGGUCAUCCCAUCUCCGCCUUCUUUCGGGACAUGGCAGACUUAUAUUGUGAAAGAUCAGAGUGUAUGGCAUAAGAUCAAUAAAGAUUCACCCUUGGAGUAUGCUGCCACUGUUACGGUUAAUCCUUUGACUGCUCUAAGAAUGCUAGAAGACUUCACCACUUUAAAGAAAGGAGAUGCUAUUGUUCAAAAUGGAGCUACAAGCAUCGUGGGGCAGUGCAUUAUUCAGCUUGCACAGCAUCGUGGCAUCCAUAACAUUAACAUAAUAAGGGACAGGGCUGGGUCAGAUGAAGUAAAAGAAAAACUCAAAAACCUUGGUGCUGAUGAAGUUUUUACAGAGAGUCAGCUGGAAGUUAAGAAUGUCAAGGGUCUUCUGGGUGGUAUACCUGAACCUUCAUUGGGAUUUAACUGUGUUGGAGGCAAUGCUGCUUCUCUGGUUCUUAAAUUUUUGGGGCGUGGUGGAACUAUGGUAACAUAUGGUGGAAUGUCUAAGAAACCUGUUACUGUAUCAACUUCAUCUUUUAUUUUUAAGGAUCUUUCCUUGAGGGGAUUCUGGUUGCAGAAAUGGAUGAGUACAGAAAAGGCAUUUGAGUGUAGAGUUUUGAUAGAUCACCUCCUGGACCUAGCACGGGAAGGGAAGUUAAAAUACGAGAUGGAGCUGGUUCCCUUUGACAAUUUCAGUGCUGCACUCGAUAAGGCGCUUGGGAAACAAGGGAGCCAAGCGAAACAAGUUAUCAAUUUUCAGCUUUAAGCAUGACGUGAGGCUUUUGUUUUGGCGAUCCUUGGUUUUGUUGUAAGGUGGUGGAUUUUACGUCAUAUGUGGGAUCUCCCAGUACAUAAUGUAAUUGUUAGAAUAAAUGGAAAUCGACAUUUACGGCA
Pyrus x bretschneideri (Chinese white pear) is the source of this 1277-nucleotide messenger RNA. RefSeq names its product enoyl-[acyl-carrier-protein] reductase, mitochondrial. Gene Ontology annotation, cellular component: mitochondrion. Gene Ontology annotation, biological process: fatty acid metabolic process. Gene Ontology annotation, molecular function: trans-2-enoyl-CoA reductase (NADPH) activity. NCBI's taxonomy places the organism in Eukaryota, Viridiplantae, Streptophyta, Magnoliopsida, Rosales, Rosaceae. The coding region runs from base 16 to 1149 and encodes 377 amino acids. The transcript is spliced from 10 exons. The record is from RefSeq and is a predicted model, not a curated record.